AUGCAAGGAGAUGAUAACAAUAGCGGAGCAAAGGGAACGAGUACAACGCAAGUGACGCAUGGUCUAUUUGCAGACGAGACGGAGACGGAAGAUCAGUCGACUUGCAGUGGAGAGGUAGAUGCAAAGUCGCCUCAAACAACCAAAAGAAAGUUGAGUGGUGCUGAAGUCACAAUUUCCAGGGAGAAGCCAGUUAGUGAAAACAGAAGCAGAAGCAACGUGGUGCAUCUGAGGAACUUCAGCAACAAAAAAGAGACGGUGCCACCAGAGCCAAAAAGCAAGGCGCUUCUUCUGGUUGAGAAAUUGUACAGAAAUCUAUUAAGCAUAAAAGAGACACCACAAACAAAUUAUACGCCAAAAACAAAACCAUUUUAUGCACAGCCUGUAGACAUCUCAAAGUUGUUGAAUGAGACAGAGAGAGCAGCUUACGCUCAAAUUGAAACAGAAGAAGGCAGGAAGCUGGCGUAUGCUCUCUACCAGCUCAGACACAGCCAGGAGCACAGGACAGUUCUUGGUCAAAUUGAGUCAAAUAUUCUUUCAAUUGCCCUGGGAAUGUCUCUUUCUGGUUCCAGUGAAAUCUACCUGAACAAUAAGAAGCAUUCAAUGGACAAAAUCAAGCAGCAGAUUCCACUGCACCUCUUCAAUGCCCUGAAGUACAUCGUACAAUACGCAAUGAUCUACAAACGAGUCAAAUCAGAGACAUCUCACCCACAAAAUGAGACACAUCGUGAGUUUCUGAAGGAUGCCUCUCAGGUUGUAUCUCAAUACGAGACCACUCUAAUCAGCCUGAAUCCAACUGGUCUGACUGAAACAUACGCCAGCAUGUACAGCAGCUACAUGAAAAUGUAUCAAAUUGAUCAGAUCAGUAAGGAAAUCAAAACAAAGAACUACAAGAGCAUCCUGGUCUCCGAGUACCAUAGACGAGUCAUUGAUAGAAUGACUGUCUUGUAUCUACAGACUGGUGAUCCAUCUGAUCAAUAUGGUGAAUAUUUCAUCAAAAAUGAUACCGUAGACUACGGGUUGAUUCCAGAACACAUGGCAAACAAGGAAGUAGAAGAAAUCUGCUACGUUGGAAAAUACGCCCAGAAACUGCGAUACAAAAACAUCCACCUUCCUGAACAGCACCAGGAUCUUGGUCUCCUCAAACUCAGCCUGAAUCGCCUCUACUACACGCACUACCACGAAACACUCACGUGCCUCUUUGAUUUCAUCAGUGACGUCUUCCUGUUCAGGAGAGUCGACUUCAUCGACUUCCUCUUUGAUGAAUUCAAAGAGAACAGAAAUCUGAAUAAGAAGAGUCUUCUGAGCAUCAUUGAAGAAGGAAUCACCAGGUGUAAAAUCAGAACCACUAAUCACGCCUCUCUUGAUAUUCAGGCUGAAACAAACAGUGCUGAGUAUUUCAGUGCUGAUGGAUCAGAACGAGUCUACCUCGAGGAGCCAUUCAGCCUCUACUGCCGAUUCAGCCCCGACAUCUGCGGCCUCAUCGAUGCUGCUUCAACCAGUCACAAACUCAGCCUCAUUUUCAGAGUCCUCUGGAAAAUCAAGCGACUUGAAAAUCUCUCAAUUUACCUUAGAAGCCACUCUCCCAGAAUCAGCCUGGUUAUUCAGAAUCUCCUAAAACACCUCUACUACGACACCAUCGACCAGAAUCAGCCCAAAUUGAAGUGGAAUUUUGCUGGCCUAGCACUUGAUGAGAUCUCAUCCGACUUCUCUGCCAAAAUUGAUCAAAUCAUCGGCACAAUCAAAAACAGCCACCUGGAACGUGUUCUCUGUAGCAUCGAAGUCCUCCUUGUCAAAUUGGGACGCAAUCUAAAGAGUGGCAUUGUUUCUACCACUGAUGAUGGUCUACUCUCUGAAAUAGUUGCAAAUAUCAAGGAAUACGCCAAUGACUGUAGUAGUAGUGGAUUAUCAACAGUAUUUGCGCCAAUAUGGUAG
This is a messenger RNA of Enterospora canceri, 1932 nucleotides long. Lineage: Eukaryota; Fungi; Microsporidia; Enterocytozoonidae. The record is from the annotation of a GenBank genome assembly.